AUGCUUGUCGAAGGAUCGCCUUUAAAUGAUCGUGAAUAUUCAACUGAUGAAGGAGUCGUCAAGGAUCCGCUUUACGAGGAAGUAGUGGAACAUGGAAAUGAAGAGUAUAUACCACCCAAAGAACCUGAAGAACCUGAAGAAGUAACCGCGGAUCCAGCAACAAAAUCAACUCCUGAGUUACGUUCUUCGACGUAUGCAGUACGUGAAGCCAAAGGCCUAUAUGAAGAGAACGAAAAUGAAUUUGAGAAAGGUCCUUCUUUAACUGAAGGAGAUGUUCCCGAUAAUGCUGAUAUCGAUUCAUCAUCUCUCGUGGCAGCAUCUCACCGGCAGAGCAGUAGUGUCGAAUCGAAAAAGCAAAGUGCAGAAAAAGCUUCAAAGUUGCAUGAAGAAAUUACUGGAGAUCCUUUAGAGAUCGGUGAAA
Molecule: messenger RNA, 421 nt
Organism: Racocetra fulgida
Lineage: Eukaryota; Fungi; Glomeromycota; Glomeromycetes; Diversisporales; Gigasporaceae
Source: the annotation of a GenBank genome assembly